AUGGAACCCAUAGUAAAAUUAAUUGGUUACAAUCAUAGUUUUUCAAGUGUUUAUCACCCACAAAUGGCAUUUGCUUACAACAUCGGCAUCCAUGCAACAACUAAUUAUUCACCAUUUCAACUACAGUUUGGUCGAGAAUCAUGUUUACCUACUGAUGAACCUUCAUCAUCAUUGACUUUCAAUAAACCAACUGAUUAUUAUGUACAAUUGGAAAACAAUCUGUUGAUAAUACAACAACAUGCACGUGAUAAUAUUAUUCAUCAACAACGACAAUACAAGAUUAAUUAUGAUAAACAACGUCCAGAUCCAUAUUAUGAAAUCAAUGAUCCCGUAUUGAUUAAAAUUCAUGGAAUAAAGAAAAAAUUAGAACAAAAAUAUUCGAUUACACCAAAAAUAAUUACUAGAAAACAAAAUCCAAUUUAUUGA
Messenger RNA from Rotaria sordida, 426 nucleotides. NCBI's taxonomy places the organism in Eukaryota, Metazoa, Rotifera, Eurotatoria, Philodinida, Philodinidae. The record is from the annotation of a GenBank genome assembly.